UUUAAUUCUAACCUUUAAAUGCCUGGAAAACUGUCUUCACUGCUCUUAUUCCACAAGUUUAUAGUUUGGAUUUACUAAGUUGCAUCAUCUGGUUUUGGACCAAGAAUCAUCGGUUGGGAUUUCAGAUUUUCUCAGCACACAGGACUGCUACUGGACAUGCAACCAGGUGUGCGGGUCUGUGUGCCCCCUAUGGCUAUGCUGGGCCCGUUUUGCCGAGGCUGUCUGAGCAGGGUGCGAGGUUUGCCUGGUCGCAACUUCAGCUGUUUACCCACACAGAUGAGCAGAUGGAACAGUCAAGAGGCAUGCAGCCCUCUCCCUCCAAAGGAAAACCCCCGUGUCCUCAUCACGGGUGGUCUGGGACAGUUAGGUGUGGGACUUGCGCAGAUGCUGAGGAACAAAUUCGGAACAGAUAAUGUUAUACUGUCAGACAUUAAGAAGCCUCCACCUCAUGUUAUCAGCAGCGGUCCAUUUGUUUACGCUGAUGUGUUGGACUUCAAACAUCUCAGAGAACUGGUUGUAAAUAAUCGAAUCACUUGGCUGAUCCACUACAGCGCCUUGCUCAGUGCUGUUGGAGAGGCUAAUGUGGCUUUGGCACGCAAGAUCAACAUCACAGGCCUCCAUAAUGUGCUGGACUUGGCCCUCGAGAACUGCCUACGCCUCUUUGUCCCCAGCACCAUUGGAGCAUUUGGCCCCUCUUCCCCACGUGAUCCUGCCCCUGACCUCUGUGUCCAAAGACCUCGAACCAUCUAUGGUGUGUCAAAAGUGCAUGGAGAACUGAUGGGCGAGUAUCUUCAUCACAAAUAUGGUCUGGACUUUCGCUGCCUACGUUACCCGGGGGUUAUCUCAGUGAACACACCUCCCGGAGGGGGGACGACAGACUAUGCAGUUCAAAUCUUCCAUGAUGCUCUCAGCACAGGUCACCAUGAGUGUUAUCUGCGUCCUGAUACCCGUCUUCCCAUGAUGCAUAUUUCUGACUGCCACCGUGCUACAGUAGAAUUCAUGCAGGCUCCGGAGUGCCAACUGUCUCUGCGGACCUACAACAUUGCAGCAAUGAGCUUCACUCCUGAAGAGGUGGCCCAAGAAAUCCGAAAGCAUCUCCCUCACCUUAAGGUUACCUACAACCCUGACUCUGUCCGCCAGACCAUCGCAGACAGCUGGCCUGUGAGGUUUGAUGACUCUAAUGCCAGGAGAGACUGGGGCUGGGCACCAGCCUUUGGUCUUGAGGAGCUGGUGUCAGACAUGCUACGCUCCAUUCGGGACAAGAGGGCCAACGAGGGUUUGCCAGUCAGCUAGCGAAUUAUGCUUUGACCAAUUCCCUACCCCUGACUUCUCUUCAGCCUUUUUUUCAACAGUAUACUUUUUUCACUUCACUUUCACAGUUGUCAACAUGUAUCAUCUGUUACUCUGGUAAAUGGCAAAUAUGAGCCAGUGAUUGUUUGUAAAGUUGGAUUUCUGAGCCAGAACCUCCAAUAUACAGUGUAAAAUAUGACACACUACGUAUGCACUCAAACACACAUUUCAGUCUUUUUCAGGGAAUCAUAUGCUGUCACAGUCAAAGCUUCUCUUCAUCUUUGUUGUUUUUAAUUGUUAUCAAAGUAAAGGAUUCUCUUUGCACUUAAGAAUGUUGCCUCAGAUGAUAAAGAAAAGUACUUUUUUCUUAAGUUUGAUAGAUUUUCAGCUGUCAUGUUUAGCACACCCAUGGACAGAAUAAUCUGCAACAAUGUCUAACAAAACAUAUAUCACAAUUGGGAGCAGUUUUGCGCUCACAGAAGCAAAUAUUGGGUACACUUUAAUUUCCAAAUCACCUGCAAUAUCUUGCUCCAUCUACUCUGGGCUGUAAUUACCUGCCAUGUAUUUUGUAAACUAUAAUGAUAAAGUCUCCAAAUAAAAAUACACACUGUUUACAUAUCCACUAUCCAUAGUGUGGCACCUAAAAGGAACCCUUUGUUUAUUUAUAUUAUCAGCAGUGUGAUUUGGGUUAUGAAGGAGAAUAAAUAACAAAAAUAUAGCCUUAAUUAGUGUAACUUACCCUAUGAUAUCUAUCUAAACAUGCUGUGUAUUUUGAAUCAAACCUUGAACAAUAAAAGUGUUCAUGUCCAAA
Cheilinus undulatus (humphead wrasse) is the source of this 2101-nucleotide messenger RNA. RefSeq names its product L-threonine dehydrogenase 2 (gene tdh2). The transcript has 9 exons. The record is from RefSeq and is a predicted model, not a curated record. Lineage: Eukaryota; Metazoa; Chordata; Actinopteri; Labriformes; Labridae. Gene Ontology annotation, molecular function: L-threonine 3-dehydrogenase activity. The coding region runs from base 157 to 1293 and encodes 378 amino acids. Gene Ontology annotation, biological process: L-threonine catabolic process.